Colletotrichum orchidophilum is the source of this 1485-nucleotide messenger RNA. RefSeq names its product major facilitator superfamily transporter. Gene Ontology annotation, molecular function: transmembrane transporter activity. The coding region runs from base 1 to 1485 and encodes 494 amino acids. NCBI's taxonomy places the organism in Eukaryota, Fungi, Ascomycota, Sordariomycetes, Glomerellales, Glomerellaceae. Gene Ontology annotation, cellular component: membrane. Gene Ontology annotation, biological process: transmembrane transport. The record is from RefSeq and is a predicted model, not a curated record. The transcript is spliced from 3 exons.
AUGGGCGUCCCAGAGAUUGAAAAGACUACGGUCGCCGACUCGCCUCGGAGCAAGUCGCCCAGCUCCAUCAACGCACGCGAGGUGCAGCCCACCGUCGUCGAACUCGUCCAGGAAGAACCGAAACUGACUUGGCGGUCUUACCUCUGGGAUACCCUGGAUAAGUCACCGGAAGAACGCAAGUUCAUGUUCAAGCUGGAUGCCGUGAUUCUCACGUUUGCCAGUCUGGGAUACUUUAUCAAGAACCUUGAUCAGAUCAACAUCAACAAUGCCUUUGUGUCUGGCAUGAAGGAGGACAUGAAGCUCUUUGGCAAUGAGCUCAAUUACAUGCAAACUUGCUGGACUGUCGGCUACGUCAUUGGCGAAAUCCCCAGCAACAUCCUCCUCACCCGUGUCCGCCCGUCCAUCUGGAUCCCCGCCUGCGAAUGCACCUGGGCCAUCCUCACAAUCCUCAUGAUCAAGUGCACAAACGCCACCCAGCUCUACGUCCUCCGCUUCUUCAUCGGCCUCGCUGAGAGCACCUUUUACCCGGGCAUGCAAUACAUCAUCGGCUGCUGGUACAGAAAAGACGAACUCGCCAAGCGAUCCUGCCUCUUCCACUCCGCGGGCUCCAUCGGCUCCAUGUUCUCGGGGUACCUCAUGGCCGCCGUCUACAACCUGAGUGGUGUCCAGGGGUGGAAGGGCUGGCAGUGGCUCUUCAUCGUCGACACCAUCAUCUCUUUACCGAUUGCCAUUGCCGGCUUCUUCUUCCUGCCCGAUGUCCCGGAAAUCACAAAGGCCUGGUGGCUGACAAAAGACGAUGUUGCCCUCGCGCAGAAACGGAUGCAGCUGGAAGGGCGCGCGAACCGGCAGCCGUUUACCAAGGCCAAGAUUAAGAAGAUCUUCACGAGCUGGCACAUUUAUGCCCUGACUGCGCUCUACAUCUUCUUCAAUAACGGAAGCGGCAUCAUGAGUCAACCUGCCUUCCAGCUGUGGUUGAAGGGGGAGGGCUACUCGGUCAAGGAGUACAACACGUACCCGACGAUUACCUCGGCCAUCACCGUGAUCACGACAUGGAUCUACGCCUGGUCCUCGGACUCUGUCUUCAAGGGGGAGCGGUGGCCGCCGAUUGUCUUUUCCGGACUCCUCAACAUUGUCGUCUACGCCAGUUUGGCGGCGUGGAAUAUUUCCGACGGGUGGAAAUGGGGUUGUUUCCUGCUGGUCGGUUUCGGCGGCGGCAUCAGCGGCUUGACGUUCGCCUGGGCCCACGAGAUUUGCAAAGACGACAACGAGGAGCGGGCGCUCGUGACGGGCUCGAUGAAUCAGAUGGCGUACGUUUUCCAGGCGUGGUUGCCGCUGCUCAUUUGGCAACAGGUCGAGGCGCCUCGGUAUCCAAAGGGAUAUAUUACCAUGGUGUUCUUUGCCGUCGGUAUGGCGGGGAGUUCGUUGUUGAUCAAGUUUUUGCAUCGGCGGGAGCUGGGGAAGAAGGUCGCGGUACCGGCUGCUUGA